ACAACACAAACAAGCACGUGCGUGGAUCGGCCCACUUGCGCGGGGGAAGUGUUUCUACAAAAUUUCCUUAUUUUCCCGUGGCCAGAAACCGUGUUUCUUCUUUUUUCACCAUAAAGUCCCCCCACACACGCCACAAUGAGCGAGCUAGUCGAGUUGCGCCGUGAGCAGGCGAUCCGCGAGUACGAGUGCAUGAAGCACCUGAACCUGUUCACCGACGCAGAGAUCCAAAGCAUCAAAAACAAGCGCCACUAUCACGAUUUCAAGAUCGAGCGGCGCACGAAGCGUUUGUCCGACUUUAUCAACUACAUCGCGUACGAGUGCAACGUCUUUCAUCUGCUGCUGCAGCGCCGCCAAAAGCUACACAUCAGCGCGGAAUGGACCAGCCUGGAGCAGAGCAUCCACCAGCGGGUGCGGGUGCUGUACAAGCGGGCAAUGGCCCGGUUCGCGGCCGAGUAUCGCGUCUGGACCCACUUCCUGCAGUACUGCCAGAUGCGCCGGUUCUUCACCGAAGGGUCGCGCGUGCUCGACCAAAUGCUGGGCUACCACGGCGACAAACCGAAGGCGUGGCUGUGCGCGAUCGAGUGGGAGUACCGGCAGGCAAACAACGCGGCCCGGGCCAAACACUACAUGCUGCGCGGUCUGCAGCGCCAUCCGGAGUGCCGCGAGCUGGCGAUUGGCUUCAUCGGGAUUCAGCUGGAGGAGGGCAAGAAAGUGGUGGAAAAAGCACGCGAAAGCAAGCAAGGACUGGUGGUGAAGGGUAAAGGGAACGAUCCACCGCUGGACGAGCCGCAAGAGCUGGAACUGGAGAAAGCGCUCAAAACGGCGCAGGUGGUGUACAGGAACUUUGAGCAUAAGGAUAUGCGGUUUUACGAACAAUUGCUGAAGGAGUUGAAGGAGCACUGCCCGCUGUCGAAUGCGCUGGCAAGACAAGCGGUAGCGGAAAUGCGCGAAACGCUCACGGACCAGGAAGCCAUGUGGCAUCUGCUGGCGAAGCUUGAGCUCGAGGGAGAUGCGUUCGUGACGAAGGAAGCAGAGCAAACGAAACCGCACGAACGGUUGGCAAAGUGUCUCGCCGUGUAUAAGGAAGCUGUCGAACGGUUGCCGACGAAGAAAAUGCACAGCCUGUGCAUUGAAACGAUGCUUCAGCUGAACUCCUUGGAGGAGUCGGAGCACGAUGAGAAGGCGAAGCGGAAAGCGCUUGCCGGUGCGUUCAAGCGAGCGCUCGUCGAUGAUCUGCUCGACGAGGAUAAGCUGCUGCAGUACUUGAAGCUGCUGCUGCACAACAGCAACCCCAACGAGGAGCUGGUCAUGAAGGUGAUCAACAAAGGGCUGGAACAGUAUCCCGCCUCGGUCGACGUUUGGUCGGCUUAUCUGCGCUAUCAAAUCCUGCAGAAAGUGGGCGCAGACGAGCUGGAGCGCACUUUCAGCAAAGCGCUCAACACACUGCCCGAACGUGUCAGUCGGCUGGUGCUGUGGAAGCAAAUGUUUCAAUACUACAGCGAGCGGCCCGCUUUGCAGGGCACACUGGAGCAGCUGUUUCGACGGGCCAUCGACCAGGAGCCGGAAAUUUCGAACCACUAUCAGCCACUGUACCUCGACUACCUGAUGGCGUCGGUCGGCGAGAAUCUGGCCAAGGUGAGGAGCGAGUACCAGCGGCUGGUCAGGAACUACACCACCCCGCUCGAGCUGCACACGAAGAUGGCAAGCUUGGAAGCGUCCCAAACGCCGCCCGACGUUAGCGAGUGGCGCAAGUGUUACGAGCACAUGACGCUGUUCUAUGGCAAGCAGGAUGCCACCGUAUGGCUGCAGUACGUGCAGUUCGAGCGCGAUCACGGGCAGCCGAAGCACAUGCAGUCACUGUACGAGCGGGCAAAGGGUGCGCUGGACGAAGAUUCGUUCGCGACCUUCAUGGCGGAGUACGAGCUUAUUCGCAAUCCGUACAUUGUUCGUUAUUAAGUAAAUAAAGCGUACAGGCAA
Molecule: messenger RNA, 1977 nt
Organism: Anopheles coluzzii
Lineage: Eukaryota; Metazoa; Arthropoda; Insecta; Diptera; Culicidae
Product: U3 small nucleolar RNA-associated protein 6 homolog
Exons: 1
Coding region: 136-1956 (606 amino acids)
Biological process (GO): maturation of SSU-rRNA from tricistronic rRNA transcript (SSU-rRNA, 5.8S rRNA, LSU-rRNA)
Cellular component (GO): small-subunit processome; Pwp2p-containing subcomplex of 90S preribosome
Molecular function (GO): protein binding; snoRNA binding
Source: RefSeq, a predicted model, not a curated record